UCUAGGAUCUACUGUGAACAAAAUUUUGAAGAAUUACUCUUCGCCACCAAAAGCUCAGCUUAGAUAUCCCAAAAUAACUGCUGUGCAACACUUGCAGGACACACCAGAGAGGGGAUUUUGAGAGCAUUUCACAAGCCCUGCAGCUGUGAGCUGGUUGCAGCAUGAGGAAAAGCCCUCCAUCACCUCCAUGUACAGGAAAGAGAAGACAGAUGACAGUAGCUAUCCUCCUUCAAUACUGAGAAAAAGGCCACCUGUGGACCAAGCCGUGGGGGAAAAGCGGAAAGCAGAGAGAAGGGUUCGAUUUCGUGAGCCAGAAGUCACUGAACAUGCCAUUGCCUGCUGUGACUACGUAGUGGUAGAUGACAGGUCAUCAUCUGGAUUGCCUGUGCUCCUGUGGCUCUCAUUCUGUGCAGUGCUGAUCCUUGCUGUGAGUCUCUACUACAUCAGCAUGAAGCAAGAUGUCAAAGUCCUGGAGGAAUUUAAAUCCCGGAUUGUUAUCUUCUUUCUUCAGAUAAGACAUAUUGCUCAGAAAUGCUGGAGCUGGUUUAUGAGGCAGUAGCAAUAUCCUCCAGCCUGUCAGACAUCUCAGAGCACUGCUGACCAGCACAUGGCUGUGCAGAGCUCCCAGUCUACUCCAGCCACACACAUGGAACAUGUGAGCAUCCACCUCGAAGAGCAAGAAAACCACCCCUGUUGUGCACUGUCCAGCAGCCACUUGUUCUCCUUUCUUUUUUCUUUUUUUCACAUUAGUGGGCAAUAAUGUUAGUGCCUUGAGGUCCCACCAAACUCAUGCUCCAUCAUCCUGAACAGCAAACAAGUAUCUGAAUUUUGUACCUCAAAGAGCUUACAAACUGCUGAUACAAAGAGCUGAAGUCAAGAAAUACAUUGACCUAUGCAGACAGCAGCAAGCUCUGAAUAAAAGUCUCCUGAGUCUCAAGUCAAGGCUCUAAAUACCAAACCAUCUUUCUCCUCAAGUCUCCUAAGACCUGUUCUACAAAAUUUAAAAUAAAGCUGAGCUGUUGAACAAACACUGCUCUGGUGGCCAAAGGCUUGGCGAGCUGCUAUAUUUAUACACCUGAAACUAUUGUUACUAAAAUCCCCGCAAGUGGCUUUCUUGUUUCCCAUCAUACAUUUUAUUGCUCCAUAGGCAAAAGCUGUUUCUUGAUGUU
Messenger RNA from Falco peregrinus (peregrine falcon), 1169 nucleotides. RefSeq names its product chromosome 1 C14orf180 homolog (gene C1H14orf180). Lineage: Eukaryota; Metazoa; Chordata; Aves; Falconiformes; Falconidae. The transcript has 4 exons. The coding region runs from base 188 to 559 and encodes 123 amino acids. The record is from RefSeq and is a predicted model, not a curated record.